AUGCAGUUCAAGUCGCUCUUCCUCGCCCUCGCCACCCUCUACGCCAUGGUUGCCGCGUCGAUGGUGACGGUCUCGUACGACCAUACCUACGACAACGCGUCGAGGAACCUGUCGAUGACGGCGUGCUCGGACGGGCCGCACGGGCUGGAGUCCAAGUUCCCGACCUUCGGCUCGCUCCGGCAUUUCCCCAACAUCGGCGGCGCGGUCGCGAUCGCGUUCUGGGACUCGCCGUCGUGCGGCUCGUGCUGGCGGCUCACGUACGAGAACCGGAGCAUCAACGUCCUCGCCGUCGACCACGCCGCCGAUGGCUUCAACAUCGCGUUCGCGGCGAUGAACAAGCUCACGAACGGCCAGGCGAGGUCCCUCGGCCGGGUCAACGCGACGGCGAAGGAGGUGUCGGCGAGCGCGUGCGGGCUUUGA
This is a messenger RNA of Epithele typhae, 420 nucleotides long. RefSeq names its product Cerato-platanin. The record is from RefSeq and is a predicted model, not a curated record. Bases 1 to 420 code for a protein of 139 amino acids. The transcript has a single exon. Lineage: Eukaryota; Fungi; Basidiomycota; Agaricomycetes; Polyporales; Epitheliaceae.